This is a messenger RNA of Paracoccidioides lutzii Pb01, 279 nucleotides long. RefSeq lists its product as hypothetical. The record is from RefSeq and is a predicted model, not a curated record. The coding region runs from base 1 to 279 and encodes 92 amino acids. The transcript has 2 exons.
AUGGCCUAUCCGGCGCGUUCCAUGAGAUAUGCUUGCUGUGUUUAUGCUUUGUUCAAGAUCCACCGAGCUCUGCUGGUGUGGGAAUGGGAUAUCUAUGAGGUUUCGGCUCAGCCGGCCGGAGGAAUGAAUAGCCGAGCCCGGCGGAGACGACAACAGAUCGACGCGAGCAGCGCAUAUGACUGCUUCUCGGGUUAUAUAUUUGCGGAUUGUAUGGGAGCGGGGUCUAAGAUGAGAUGCGGAGAUGAUGAUGAUGAUGAUGAUGAUGAUGAUGAUGGGUAA